Molecule: messenger RNA, 1703 nt
Organism: Corylus avellana
Lineage: Eukaryota; Viridiplantae; Streptophyta; Magnoliopsida; Fagales; Betulaceae
Gene: RBP45A
Product: RNA-binding protein 45A
Cellular component (GO): cytosol
Molecular function (GO): mRNA binding
Source: RefSeq, a predicted model, not a curated record
UUACCCUGUUAGGGAUUCGGCUCUCUCCCCCAAUCCAACCCUAGGGUUCUUACACAGCUCUAUCAAACCCUAGUUUCUUGAAUUUGAAUAAUAUUCUUCAUCACCAUGAUGCAACAGCCAGCGCAGAUGCCGUCCGAUCAGCAGGCUCAGCAGUACCAGCAGCAGCAGCAGCAACAGUGGAUGAUGAUGCCGCCGCAGCAGCAGCCGGUCCCACCCCCCGCUGGCUGGGCCCCGCCGACCGUGCCUCCGCCCCAGCUGUCCCAGGCCCAGGCCCAGCAGUACCCGACCCAGCAGAACCCCGGGUCCGACGAGAUCCGGUCCCUCUGGAUCGGGGACUUGCUACCCUGGAUGGAUGAGAACUAUCUCCUCACGUGCUUCUCUCACACUGGAGAGGUUAUAUCAGCUAAGGUUAUCCGCAACAAGCAGACAGGUAUAUCUGAUGGUUAUGGUUUCAUCGAGUUUGUAAGCCGUGCUGCAGCAGACAGGGUUUUGCAAACGUUCAACGGCACAGUGAUGCCAAGCACUGAGCAGAAUUUUCGGCUGAACUGGGCCACACUUGGUGCUGGCGAGAGACGCCAAGAUGACGGUCCUGAUUAUACAAUUUUUGUGGGAGAUUUGGCUGCUGAUGUUACUGAUUACUUGCUUCAAGAGACAUUUAAAACUGUAUAUACUUCAGUGAAGGGUGCAAAAGUUGUCACAGACAGGACCACUGGACGUUCUAAGGGAUACGGUUUUGUGAGGUUUGGGGAUGAAAGUGAACAGGUGCGUUCAAUGAACGAAAUGAACGGCCAGUAUUGUUCUACAAGGCCCAUGCGAAUUGGGCCAGCUGCUACCAAAAAACCUGUAGGUGUGCAGCAGCCAUAUCAGAAAGCUCCUUACCAGAAUACUCAAGGAAACCAAGGGGAGAAUGAUCCAAAUAAUACAACAAUAUUUGUUGGGGGUUUGGAUGCAAAUGUAACAGAUGACUUGUUGAGACAAGUGUUUGGCCAGUUCGGUGAGCUGAUCCAUGUGAAAAUACCAUUAGGCAAGCGUUGUGGUUUUGUUCAAUUUGCUAGCAGAGCCAGUGCAGAGCAAGCUCUAUCCUUAAUGAAUGGAACUCAGUUAGGAGGACAAAGUGUUAGACUUUCAUGGGGCCGUAGUCCUUCAAACAAACAGACUCAGCCAGAUCAGAGCCAGUGGAAUGGAUCUGGGGCAUAUUAUGGGUAUCCACAAGGAUAUGAUCCAUAUACAUAUGCACCUCCUACGCAAGACCCUAGCAUGUACUAUGGAGGCUAUCCCGGAUAUGGAAAUUACCAGCAGCCUGGUGCUUACCAACAGCCACAGCAGUGAUCUUUUAGCUGGUUCAAUCCUGAAGACUGAUGUCACUUUGUUCUCAGCGCAUUUAUGUUGCGAUUUUGCUCAUUGGCUGUAGAAUGACGGUGUGGAGAUCCGUAUGAGUUUGCUUUAGCUUUAGCUUUUAUCUUUUUCUUUUCUUUUUUUUUUUCUUUUCUUUUUUUUUUUUGUUUCUUUUUUCCUUCGAUUUUUCUUCCCCUUCUCUCUUUUUAUGACAUCGAGUAUGUUUAAGGCACUGCUAUUCUGGUGAUGUUGGUGGGCCUUUUUGAUCUAUUGAUGAUUGUCUUAUAUACAAUAUGGAUUUGCCAGAUACUUGCUGUUGUAUGGACCUAUUAUUUGUCUAAAUGGAGAUGGCUCUUAUUUUAUUUUCA